AUGGCCCGGUGGUUCACGCCCUACGCCGAGGAGGAAAAGGCAAAGGUAGUGGCAGAGGUCCAUCGCCUUGUCACAUCCCGCCCGCUGGCCAUGAGCAACUUUCUCGAGUGGACCAACUACCGCAUCAUCUACAACGCAUACGCCUCGCUGUACUUUGUCGCAUGCGUUGACCUCAUUCACUUCUUUGUCGAGGCCCUGGAUGCCUUUUUCGGCAACGUCUGCGAGCUCGACCUCGUCUACAACUUCUGGAAGUGCUACGCAGUCCUCGACGAGAUCGUACUUGCCGGCGAGAUCAUGGAGACGUCCAAGGAGACCGUCCUCUCACGUCUCGCCAUCCUCGAGUCACUCGACUGA
This is a messenger RNA of Thecamonas trahens ATCC 50062, 354 nucleotides long. RefSeq names its product AP-2 complex subunit sigma. Lineage: Eukaryota; Apusomonadida; Apusomonadidae. The transcript is spliced from 2 exons. Gene Ontology annotation, biological process: protein transport; vesicle-mediated transport. Gene Ontology annotation, cellular component: intracellular membrane-bounded organelle. The record is from RefSeq and is a predicted model, not a curated record. Bases 1 to 354 code for a protein of 117 amino acids.